UGCUAUGACAGAAUUGAAGGCAGAGUUAUGUCUUCAUGUCCUGUGUCAAUGUCCGAUGAAAGUUGAUGGCUGACCCAAUCUGGCUGGGUCUUAGGCAAGUUCUGAUCAAAUCAUCUUAUGUGGGGUGGAUGGAGUAACUGCUGAAUGACGAGAAGGUCUGGUCUAGUCUGGUGGUUCUUCAAUAGAGAACUAGAUGGAGGACACAUCAGAGACUGCACAGUUGAGGCAACCCAAAAUUCAAGAUGAUUGUGUCCAAAGCAGAUCCUUGGAAAUAAAGCGUUACAGUGAGAUAUUACGUGAUUUUGAUGCAAAUUUGGACCUGUCAUUAGCAUGCUCGACUGUGGAUGAGCUGCUGCAAGAUUCAGACUCACUGUCAGUAACAGACAUCUCAGCAGAUACCACACUGAAUGCUGAUCUGGAUGAAAUUACAGGUGAAGAUGUGGAAUCGUUGAAGAUCUGCCAUGGUGAGGAGGAUGACAAGGAUGGAGGCGUGAAUGCCCAGGAUGCGGACGUGACCCUCUGUCGCUGCGAGGGUGGCGUGGAACUCGCCCUGCAGUACGCCAAAAUGUGGUGCCGCUAUGCCAAAGACCUGCUGACCUGGAUGGACAAACGAAUCAGCUUGGAGCAAGAGUUUGCCAAGAGUAUAAUGAGAGCGGCAGAUGCAGCCAAAUCAUGCGUUGCUCAACAGGAAAUGAUGCCUCUGCAGUAUAUAUACACUCUGGCUCUGGAGCACGAUAUCAAUAGCAGCACAACAGCCAAACAAACUGCUGAACUUCUGCAACAGCGCUGCUACCAGGCUCUCUCGGCCAAGAAGAAUGAAAUCGACAAGUGGCGGCGGGAAUUCAAAGAGCAGUGGUCCAAAGAACAGAAGAGAAUGAAUGACGCAGUGUCUGCACUGAAGAGGGCGCGGCAUCAAUACAUGCAGCGUUGUGAGGAUCUGGAGAAAGCCAAAGUCAUGACUGCAAAAGCUGAAGAGGACACAGGGGGAUACAAGACCCUGGACAAGAGGAGGAAGUCAAGAGGUGACGCCCAAACCAAGGUUAUGGAGGCUGAGCUUCUGUACAAGCAGUGUGUGCGUGAUGCUAACAACCAUCAAGAAGUACUGGAGAAGGUGAAGGAGAGAAUCAUUGUCCACACCCGCAAGCUAAUCUGUCAAGGAGACACUGUGUUAAAAGAGGCAACAGUGAACAUGUUCUAUUACCAGCGGCAGCAGACCGAGCCAGUUCCUCUGGGGUACCAAAACCUAGAGCUCACCUGCAGGCCCUGUGAGCCAGGUGAACCCUACCUUCUUUACGUCUUAGGAAAGCAUCUGCCUGACCAGCCUCUUCAGAACUUCAUAUUCCAGGAGUUCAUUCCCCAGGGCAAGAGAUCCCCAACAACAGGCCGGCGAAAACCGAGCAACGCUCCAAGUUACCAAGAUUCAUAUGUGCUACCCGAUGAUUUGAAAUGCAGCAGCAGUUUAGUAGAUAGAAGGCGACAUGGCCACAGUGACAGUGACAGCAGGGGAGGGAGUCUGGAAUCUCUGUCCAGUCCAGCUCAUAGGAACCGUAAGUUGCACAAAGCCACCUCCACAGGAACCAUGUCUUCAGACGAUCUUGAUGAGAAAGACACUCUGCAGGACGCAGAGAGUGAGGAGGCAUUAGCUGACACCAAUGGAACGUUGUGUAAACCACGAACUGCGUCACGUGCCGCCUUGACUCACAGACUGAGAAAAAUGAAGAGCAAGAUGGUAAAAUGCAAGCAAUGCGAUACCUACAUCCUUGUCAAUGGGAUUGAGUGUGAAGAGUGUGGCCUUGCAGUCCACAGGAAAUGCCUGGAGGUGUGCCAGAUGGAGUGUGAGCACAAGAGGGGCUUUAUCUUUGGGGUAGAGAUCUCCCUGCUGCCCAGAGACAGUCCAGACACUGUGCCCUUCGUUGUACUGCGAUGUACUGAAGAGAUUGAGAGCAGGGCUCUCGGAGUUCAGGGCGUGUACAGAAUCUGUGGAUCUAAACCUCGGGUUCUUAAAUUAUGCCAGGCCUUUGAAAUCCAGAACGACCAAGUUGAUCUUGGUGACCUCUCACCUCAUGACAUCACCUCUGUUCUGAAGCACUUUUUCAAAGAGCUUCCAGACCCAUUACUGACCUUUGACCUUUACAACGACUUUAUCAAUGUGGGUAAGGAAAUUCAGAGGCUUAGUGAAAAGGACCACGUUGCAGAGACUGCUGGGAUUGUGGAGAGUAUUGUGGUCAAACUCAAAGAGCUUACUGGACGAUUACCUCUGUGCAACUACAACACAGUGCAACACAUGAUAGCCCACUUGAACAGGGUGGCAGAACAUUUUGAAGAUAACAAGAUGUCUCCAGGAAACCUGGGCAUUGUGUUUGGUCCCACUCUCCUGCGGCCCCUUGUGUCAGGGGACGUGUCGAUGAUUGCACUUCUGGAAACUAGCUAUCAGGCUCUUCUUGUGGAGUUCAUGAUCUCACACUAUGACAUAGUAUUUGGUCCCACAACAAGAUCAAGCACACCCCCUCCACCUCCUCCCACAGCACCCCUCCCAGAUACCCCACUCAGAGCUUCAUGCCCCCUUUCUCCUGCCAACAGUUCCCCUCAGGACUCUGAAGCCUCAUCCAGAGAACGUCCACGCUCUCUAGAGAACCACAGUAUCAAGAGAGAUUUAAGCGAGGGUUAUAUUUCUGACAAGUCAUCGUCCAAUGAGGCAAUGGACCAGCUGAGCCCAGAAGCCAAUGACAGAGCAGUCCUGGCUAUGAGGGCUGUAGCAUCUCCUCAGUGGUAUUUGGAGCAGGCUGCAGAAACUUCACAAACUCAAUCGAGUGGUCACUUCAGCAGGCAGCCAGUGAAGUACCACAGGCAGGGCUCGGCAGGAGCACAACUACUUCAAGCAGGCGCUCAGUCAAUGGAGGAGGAGACUUCUGACAGCAGGGAAGGACAACAGUCAAAGAGUGCCGACAGCAGUCGCAGUUCCUCUCCUGAGCCCGACACCCCCAUGAAAACUCACUUCCGUCUACACACUCCAGAGAAACCUGGCUUGGAGAAAAAGACUGGGAACACCCCUGAAAGUCAUACUGCACCACUUGGAGGAAGAAAAGGCACAGAAUUGGAUGAAGUGGUUAAAGCAAUAGGCUCUCCAUCCCAGGAGCAUUUGGACCAAAGGGCCAAACGAAAUAUCAACCAAUCAAAUAAUACUCUAGGGGGAAGAGAGCGGCAGCUUUUGAUCCGAUCCCUAAGGAGGUGUCCGACUGUGGAGAAAACAGCCCAUAAAGUUCUGUCUGGACUGAAGCUGAAACACAGUGACUCAGAGAACUCAGAGAAGGGCGAGCAACUCCAUUUUGUUUAAAACUGACUAAAACAAAACUAAAGUGUUUAUCUACUUAUGCUGUUCCACAAAUUCAUUGGAAUAAAUCCCAUUUCAGGAUAUACAGUCACAAGAUUUAGGUACGCUCUGAAUAUUUUAAGUUGUCCUGCUUUGUGAUUUAUGAAAUACACUGUAGUUAAAAAUAUCACCACUCUCACUUGACGUUUAAGGCACAGAUUUGUCUGUUUUUAUUUGUAAUACAUAGACAAAAAAUGUUACUCAACCUCUCCUGUUCAAAUGAUGCUGGAACAUGAUUCCCUUAAGAUGAACAUGCAAUAUAUGGUAUAAACAUACAUGCAAACAAACAGGCUACGUCUUCUUAUUCUUCAUCUUCUUCUUCGUCUUCAUCUUCUUCUUCUUCUUCAUCUUCUUAUUCUUCAUCUUCUUUGUCUUCUUUUUCUUCUUCUUCUUCUUUGUCUUAUUCUUCAUCUUCUUCUUUGUCUUCAUCUUCUUAUUCGUCUUC
This is a messenger RNA of Xyrauchen texanus (razorback sucker), 3815 nucleotides long. It is a transcript of the gene gmip, whose product is annotated as GEM interacting protein. NCBI's taxonomy places the organism in Eukaryota, Metazoa, Chordata, Actinopteri, Cypriniformes, Catostomidae. Gene Ontology annotation, molecular function: GTPase activator activity. Gene Ontology annotation, cellular component: plasma membrane. Gene Ontology annotation, biological process: activation of GTPase activity; negative regulation of GTPase activity; signal transduction. The coding region runs from base 194 to 3334 and encodes 1046 amino acids. The transcript is spliced from 21 exons. The record is from RefSeq and is a predicted model, not a curated record.